Molecule: messenger RNA, 2420 nt
Organism: Triplophysa rosa
Lineage: Eukaryota; Metazoa; Chordata; Actinopteri; Cypriniformes; Nemacheilidae
Gene: plk2a
Product: polo-like kinase 2a (Drosophila)
Exons: 15
Coding region: 236-2215 (659 amino acids)
Biological process (GO): mitotic cell cycle; protein phosphorylation; regulation of cytokinesis
Cellular component (GO): cytoplasm; centrosome; nucleus
Molecular function (GO): ATP binding; protein binding; protein serine/threonine kinase activity
Source: RefSeq, a predicted model, not a curated record
AUGGGGGUUCUGGAAGAGAAGCUGUUAAAAGAACUUCCUGAGGAUGCCCGACUCAUUGUGUGUCGUUUCCCGUUUCCUCGCUGGCCCCACAGCUGCACUGCAGGAUCUGGAUUAAACCAGCUUACAGACAGACGGGGUGAACGCGCGUGACGCGCCAGUGAGAACGAGGGCGGAGCGAGAGCGCGCGUGUAUAAGAGCAGAGGACUGUGAUGAUUUCGCGCAGUCAGACUCGGGCAUGGACAUACUCAGGACUAUAACACACCAUCAUCCUCAUCUUCAUCAUCGCCAGCCGGUCAGUGACAGUAAGAUGUGCGAGCACACGCACCACAGACGCGGGAAAUCACAGGAUAAUCACGCGCACGCCACGCAGGAGCUGUCAAGGAUCGUCACGGACUCUGUCACGGGCAAAUGUUACUGCAGAGGAAAAGUUUUGGGCAAGGGCGGUUUUGCCAAAUGCUACGAAUUCACAGAUCUGAGCACAGGGAAAGUGUACGCGGCCAAAAUCAUCCCCCACACGCGUGUCUCCAAACCCCACCAACGGGAGAAGAUUGACAGAGAGAUCGAACUGCACAAAUCCCUGCACCACAAGCACAUCGUUCACUUCUACCAUCAUUUCGAGGACAAAGAUAACAUCUACAUCCUGCUGGAAUACUGCGGUAGACGGUCUCUAGCGCACAUUCUGAAAGCUCGGAAGGUGCUGACGGAACCCGAGGUUCGGUACUAUCUAAGACAGAUCGUCUCCGGGUUGAAGUAUCUUCACGAGCAAGAAAUUCUGCACAGAGACCUUAAACUGGGUAACUUUUUCAUCAACGGGUCUAUGGAACUCAAGGUCGGCGACUUCGGUCUGGCCGCGAAACUCGAACCUGUCGAGAACCGCAGAAGAACGAUAUGCGGAACGCCUAACUACCUGUCGCCCGAGGUUCUGAACAAGCAAGGGCACGGCUGUGAAUCUGACGUCUGGGCCCUGGGCUGUGUCAUGUACACCAUGCUUCUGGGCCGGCCUCCGUUUGAAACCACAAACCUGAAGGAGACGUACAGGUGCAUUCGUGAAGCUCGAUACUCCAUGCCUUCAUCUCUGUCUCCACAAGCCAAGCAUCUCAUCAGCAGCAUGCUGGCCAAGAACCCUGAGAACAGGCCGCGACUAGACGACAUCGUACGGCAUGAUUUUUUCUGCCAGGGUAUCACACCAGACAGACUGUCUGCAAGCUGCUGCCAUGCCGCCCCGGACCUCCACCACACCAGCCCGGCCAAGAACUUCUUCAAGAAAGCUGCGGCCGCCCUUUUCGGUGGAAAGAAAGACAAAGCCAAAUACUUUGAGGCUCACAAUAAACCAGCCAAGGAAGAAGACGACAUAAACAGACUAUGUCUCGACCUCCAUAAAACGUCCGUAAGACCCCAACCCUGUCGACAGACCCCUGAGGACGGUAAGCCCCCCGUCCCAGCUGUCCCGGCGAAGGACAACGGCGGCAAACAGCAGAUUAGAGACGGCAUCCGCAUGAUCGUGCGAGGAACUCUGGGCAGCUGCAGUAACAGCAGCGAAUGUUUGGAGGAUAGCACAGUGGGAAGUGUUGCGGAUACGGUGGCAAGAGUUCUGCGUGGCUGUCUGGAAAACAUGCCGGAAGCGAACAGCAUUUCAAAGGAGAGCAUGAACUGCACCUUUCAGUGGGUGACCAAAUGGGUCGACUACUCCAACAAGUACGGUUUCGGGUACCAGCUGUCAGAUCACACGGUCGGCGUUCUCUUCAACAAUGGCACUCACAUGAGUCUGCUGUCUGAUAAGAAGACGGUGCAUUACUACGCAGAGCUCGGACAAUGUUCCGUCUUCUCCACUUCUGAUGCACCGGAGAGGUUCGUCGGUCAGGUCACCAUCCUGAAAUACUUCGCCCACUACAUGGAGGAAAAUCUCAUGGAUGGUGGUGAUUUACCCAACCUGACAGACACCGGAAAGCCCAGACUGUAUCUUCUUCAAUGGCUCAAAUCAGAUCGAGCGUUAAUGAUGCUUUUCAACGACGGCACAUUCCAGGUGAACUUCUACCACGAUCACACCAAGAUCAUCCUGUGCGGUCAGAGCGAGGAAUAUCUGUUGACGUACAUCAACGAGGACCGCGUGUCCACCACGCUGAGACUCAGCACCCUGCUGGUGUCCGGCUGUUCCGCAGAUCUGCGCAGCCGCAUGGACUAUGCGCUCAACAUGCUGUUGCAGAGAUGCAACUAAAGACUUUUGGGGAUCGAGAGACUGCAAAACUUUGAAAGACGAGAAUGUGAACUAGUCGGAUGAGAGUGUUGAAGUCGUGGAGGAGGUGAAAUGGAUUACAAGUUCUAAAAGUGGAUGGUAUUUUGGAGAGGUGGACCGAGAUGACCCGUACUGGGCUGGAACCAGAGAUGAUGAAACGUUUUUCGUUUAGAUGUACUUUUUUUUU